This is a messenger RNA of Uranotaenia lowii, 10241 nucleotides long. It is a transcript of the gene wb, whose product is annotated as laminin subunit alpha-1. Gene Ontology annotation, biological process: axon guidance. The transcript is spliced from 19 exons. Gene Ontology annotation, cellular component: basement membrane. The record is from RefSeq and is a predicted model, not a curated record. NCBI's taxonomy places the organism in Eukaryota, Metazoa, Arthropoda, Insecta, Diptera, Culicidae. The coding region runs from base 478 to 9468 and encodes 2996 amino acids.
AAUCCGGAUCCGGAGAAACGACAUCCCAUCAACAGUAUCGUCGAUGGAACGAACAGUUGGUGGCAAAGUCCGACCCUUCACAAAGGUGCCAAGUUCGAUCGUGUGACAAUUUCCCUCGAUUUGGGCCAGAUCUACCAAGUGGUAUUUUUCACGCUUCGAGCCGCCAUAUCACCACUUCCGGCAUCCUGGGCGCUGGAAAAAUCAACGGACGGCAAAACCUACCAAGCUUGGCAAUACUUUGCGGCCGACGACGACGAAUGUCGCGAGCGAUUCGGCCUUGGCGCCCACUCUGCUAACUAUAUCUUCCGAAACGAUUCGGAGGUGAUCUGCUCGACUCAGUUUUCCCAGACGGCUGAACCGCUCGAAAACGGUGAAAUAAACCUCUCGUUGAUAUCGGGUCGACCGAGCGAGAAAACCACCUCCCAAGAACUGCUCAACUUUACUCUGGCCCGCUACAUACGAAUACGCCUGGUGCGUAUGCAUACCGCACUGCAUCAGAGUGGCAGCUUGUCGCCGCUUUUGGGCGAAAGUGUGGUAGACUCCCAGGCGCAAGCCAAGCGAAGCUUUUACACCAUCCGAUCGUUACGGAUAGGAGGACGGUGUUUCUGUUCUGGCCAUGCGGGCAAGUGUAAGGCAAAUGAUAUCGAUAAUUUGCCUCGGUGUGAAUGCAUGCACAACACGUGUGGACCGAAUUGUGACCGUUGCUGUCCACUUUAUAACCAGAGACCUUACCGAAUGGGGACACCAUUUCAUGCCAACAAGUGCGAGAAAUGUGAGUGCAACGGUCACGCAAACUCGUGCCGGUACGAUCGGUCGGUGGACGAGCAGGGGCUGAGCGUGAACAUCCGGGGCAAGCUGAGCGGCGGAGGAGUGUGCCAGAACUGCACCAAACACACGACCGGCAUCAACUGCGAGCGGUGCCUGGAGGGAUGGUAUAGGCCUUUGGAUCGACUUCCGGAUGCUAAGGAGCCGUGUCUGAAGUGUGACUGCGAUGGGGUUGGGUCAACUGGGGAGUGUGAUCCUUUGGGAGGUGAUUGCGUGUGUCGAGAGGGUUUCGUAGGGGAGAGGUGUGAUGAGUGUGCUCCAGGGUACCGCGGAGAGAAGUGCAGCAAAUGCAAAUGUGAUAUUAGAGGGACUGUAAAAGGCGGUGAGUGUGCCGACGAAUGCGAAUGCAAGCAGAAUGUUGAAGGAGAGCACUGCGAUCGAUGCAAAGCAGGAUACUUCGGUUUGAGUGAAGACAAUGAAGAUGGGUGUAUGAAGUGCUAUUGCUCAGGACUUGGGCAAAGUUGUACAAGUUGGGAGGUUAAAGAGAAAAGGUUUGCGACGUUGGAAGAUUGGAGUGUCACGGAUAUCUCGAGGUCGGUAGUUGCUUAUCCGACCAGGGAUAAUGAAACAGGGUUUAUGGUUUUCGGAAUGUUUGAACUGUCGGAGACGGAAGCCGUUUACUGGUCGGCUCCGAAGCUGUAUUUGGGAGACCGGUUGCACAGCUACGGGUCAAAGUUGAGCAUCAAAAUAUCUUGGGUAAUAGUGAGAGGUGACACAAGCGGCAAACCAACAACGGGACCAAGUGUUAUUCUAUUCGGUAAAAACGGAUUGAAGAUCGCUUGUGGGGAUAUGACCUACAAUGGUCUUUCGAAUACUACCAUCGACAUCGAUUUGAGGGAAGAAAAUUGGUACCAUGUUCCCAAGAGUGUUAAGGAUAUUGUGACUCGCCUGAAACGAACCGAAUACCAUGGCGAGUCCGUCACGCGAACUCAGUUUAUGUCUGUCCUAAGUGAUGUUGAAAGCAUCCUAGUGAGAGGAACCUAUCACACUGAUCAGGUGGAAAGUGUUCUAGAGGAAGCAAUGCUCUACGAAGGUGGUUCAGAGCUGGAAGCUCUUCAAAGUCAAAGUUUGGUUGAAUCUUGCGAUUGUCCCAUCGGAUACAGUGGGUCGUCCUGUCAAAGCUGUGCCUUUGGCUUUGUUAGGAUCUACGAAAAAACCGUUACUCACGAGAACGUUCCCAAGUGUAUUCCGUGCACUAUGUGCCACGGUCAUGCGGAGUCUUGUGACUUGGAAUCGGGCGAGUGUGGCUUGUGCCACCACAAUACGAUGGGAGAUACCUGUGAACGAUGCCUGCCAGGAUAUUACGGAAAUGCAAUGCUCGGAUUAGAGGAUGAUUGCAAAAAGUGUGCCUGUCCUUUGGAAGAGUCUAGCAACAACUUCUCACCCAGCUGUCAGCUGACAGCAGACUUGGGAAUGAACAAUUCAACAAACUAUGUUUGUACGCAAUGUCCGGAAGGCUACAUUGGAGAUCACUGUGAAAUUUGUGAUGACGGCUACUAUGGAAAUCCCAUGGAGCUAGGAUCGAAAUGUCUUCCCUGUCCUUGUCAUGGUGGUCCAUGUGACUCGAGGACAGGGGAGUGCAUCGAGUGUUUGGGCAACACUGAGGGUUGGCGUUGUGAACGGUGUAAAAGUGGGUACUGGGGUGUGCCGGAUGAUGGUUGUGAACCGUGUAGUUGUUCCGGGGUGGGUGCCCUGGAAAAUGUGUGCGAUGUGAUCACUGGGCAGUGCAUCUGUAAACCGCGUUACGGAGGGCGACGCUGUGAUGAGUGUGAUAUCGGUUACGGUAAUCUGGACCAGGAGUGUCCAGCGUGCGAGUGCCAUGUGAACGGGUCCAACGCUAAUGUUUGCGAUACGGUGACCGGCCAUUGCGAGUGUCUCGAAGGCGCCGAGGGGCCCAAAUGUGAUCGUUGCUCCGAGGAAUAUUUCGGCCUGUCGGAAGAGUUCCCAGAAAGCUGUCAAGGAUGUGCUUGUCACGUGCAAGGUUCUGUCAACCGGGCCUGUCAUCAGCGAAAUGGGCAGUGCAUCUGCAAGCCAAACAUUGAGGGUCGGCAGUGCAAUCGGUGCCAGACCGGGCACUGGAAUCUGGACUCCGGAGUCGGAUGCAUCCGGUGCUCGUGCGAUCCCAACGGAAGUGAUCAGCAGGAGUGUGACCCCUACACGGGACAGUGCUUCUGCAAGAUCGGCGUUGAGGGCACAAGCUGUGAUCGCUGCCAGCCGGGUUAUUAUGGAUUUUCUAGUCAGGGUUGUAAGAGAUGUGAACAAUGUGCGAGUCCAGCGUACGUUUGUGAUCCGGAUACGGGACGUUGUGUGUGCCCUCCGAAUAGUCACGGUCACGAAUGUAGAUCCUGCGUGGCCAAUACCUGGGGAAAUCUAUUCCAGCGGGGUUGUCAGCACUGUGAGUGUGACAUUACCGGAUCGGUUGGACAGUCUUGUAAUAGUCAAACGGGUCAAUGUAACUGUAAGGAAGGCUUCACUGGAAGACAAUGUAACGAAUGUGCCGUCGGAUACUACGGAUAUCCAAACUGUAGGAGAUGUGCUUGUGAUGAGCGAGGUACCAUUCCCAGGCCUGAUGGACAGUUUGACUGCGAUGAUAAUGGACAAUGUCUCUGCAAACAGUUGGUCUUUGGUCACAAAUGUGAUCAAUGUAGAAUGGCAACCUUCGGCCUAUCGACGGUUAAUCCAGACGGAUGUACUCGGUGCUUCUGCUUUGGUAGAUCACAAGAUUGCGAGCAGAGUAAAUUCUCGUGGGGUCAAAUCCGUCUCCAAGGUUCACGGAACCUUAGUGUCGAGUACGUGGCAAGGGACGAAGAUGACUUCGACUUCGAUUACGUUGUAGUGAUCCAACUCGAGGGAUCCCGAACAAAUCGGGAAGAAGCUGACAUCAAGAAUAUGAACAGCCUCGACCUGAUUCCCAGUUCAACGGGGAAUGUUUCAAUCGGGGCCUACAGUCCUUUCCAAUAUCCGCUCUACUUCCAGUUGCCCUCGCAGUUCCUAGGAGAUCUCACCACGAGCUACGGUGGAUUACUAAAUUUUUCUCUAGUCACAAUAGGAGCUGAACAGAACAUUCCGGAAGCUUCCCUGCGACAGUUCCCGUUGGUACAACUACACACCCACGAUGAAUUGGUUCUUGACUUCUACGAGGACCAGAUAAUCUACGAUCAGGAAGUAAUCAAACACAGCGCACGAAUCCACGAGCAUCUCUGGAAGAACCACUACGAUGGUCACAACAUCACCCGAGCUAUUCUCAUGGUCGCCCUCCAAAACGUCCAACACGUAUUUGUACGUGGUACGAUCACAGCUGACUUCCAUCAAGUUAUCCUCACCAAUGUCACCUUGGAUACCGGGAUCUACAUUGCCGGAGCGGACAACAAUCGGGCCUACGGGGUGGAACAGUGCGCUUGUCCGGUGGAGUACAGUGGGCUCUCCUGUCAGAACCCGGGCAAGGGACACUAUCGGUUCAAGCCGAAGCUGCACAACAGGACCCAGGAAACGAUCGAUGAUUUCGUUGGACGAUCGGUGCCGUGCGAUUGCAAUGGACGGAGCAACGAGUGUCACCCGGAAACGGGCGUUUGUUUGAACUGCCGCAACAACACCGGCGGUGAUCACUGCGAGGUGUGCGCCGAAGGCUACUACGGCAGCCCGAACUUCGGUUCCUGCGAAGCCUGUCCCUGUCCGGAAACACGCAAGAACUUUGCCAAGGGAUGCCACGUCAGUGGCAACGAGGUCAGCUGCAUCUGUAAGCCGGGCUACACCGGAGUGCUGUGCGAGUCCUGCUCCAAGGGCUACUACGGAUCACCGGAACGGGACGAUGGACGGUGCGAGUUUUGCGAUUGCAACCGGGAGGGAAGCCUGUCGGACGAAUGUGAUAGCAACAGUGGACAGUGUCGAUGCAAACCGGGAAUAAAGGGGCGCAAGUGCGAUCGCUGCGAACUGCCGAAACACAUCGUCAAGAAUCACAAGUGUAAACCAUGCGAUAACUGUACCGUAAUUUUAAUCGACGACUUAACCGAGCUAACGAAUCGGAUGGAUCGCGAAACGGCCCACAUCGAUAUAAACGGAAUUCCUGCUCCAUGGAUCGAGCUGGAGAAAUACCAAUUGGCAUCUGAGACCCUAGGUAAAGCUGUUGGAGACCUUAUAGACAUGAAAGACCGCCUAGUGAACUUCGACCAUUCGAUCAUCGAUAGCCUCAAACGUAACUCUACCCGGUUGAACAAACGACUGAACAAACUUUCCAACCGAGCGGAUGAGUCCCAAAAUAUCGGUGUCAUCAAACUGCAAGAGCGCGUUGCAGCAACGAUGAACGAUAUCAACGAAAUGAAGGCUGAUGCUCAGAAAACGAUCCGGGUCCUGCAGGACUACAGCAAGGGCGAUCAACAUAUGAAGCUACCGAUAGCGUUGGAAGAAGCCAAUCGGUUGUUGGCCGAGAUCAAGUUUAUGUAUGAAAAUAAAGUUGAACCCAAGGACGAGGUCAUGCAGUGUGUGCUGAAUCAGUUUACUCAUUGGAGUAACAUGUCGGAUAUUGUGACAAGGCAGAACAAACGUCUGGAUUAUUUGAAAUCUGAAGUUUUCGGUGUACGUGAUCGAUUGGAUGAUUUCGAUCGGUUUAACAAGCAAGUUUUCAAUAACGUUACGCUGGCGGAAAGUUUUGCAUCUAAAAAUCAAAGAAACUUGGCAGAUUUGGAACGAAAGUUGAAUCACGCAACUGAGAUGAAAGAUGAAGUAAGCAACUUUUUAGACUUCGACAUUAUCGCCGACAGCAAUGUUAAGAUAGAAGAGCUACAAGAUGACUACAACCAAUUGAAACAGGAUAAAGAGAACUUAAAUGCUUUGAACAAUGAACUUGAAUCCAGCAUCACGGAGUUCAGUACCAGGUACGAAGUCCUCAUGAACAAUGAUAUCCCGGCUGCCAUACAACAUGCUCAUAAACUCAAAAAGGAAUCAGAUGAAUUUCAAAAACUUUUUAAAGACACCGAAGAUGGUGCUGCCAAUGCCAUGAAAGCCAGCCUAGCUUACGGAAAUAUAAUAACAGCAAUCGACAAUGCUCAGGAACUUGCUGAUAAAGCAACUGAUAGUGCCAAAGCUGCAAACAAUAAAGUCAAGCCACUCGGGGAUAUUUCUCUGGAAGAAAGGAGUUUACAUGCUCUUAAUGUUUCUACGAAUAUAGAAAAGAGAGCACUCAAAGAGCUAGAAAAGGCAAAAGAGUUGGACGAAGUAAUGAAAGACAAAGAGAACCAGGUUGGAAGCCUUCAGUAUAAACUUCGAUUGGCUGGUGUGGAUAACAAUAAAAUUCUGGAAGAUCUAGGCAAUGUUAAACGGGGAGAAUCUUUGAAGAAGCUGCAACAAACCAUUGAUCAGUCCAGUAUUGUAUCACAGCAGAUGAAAGUUGUACGUGAGGAAGCUGUAGCUCAGAACAGCGAUGUAUACAAAUUGAAGCUUAGGUUAAAGAAUCUGGAACCGGAAUGGGAUAUCAAAUUUGGGAAGGCCGAAGAAAAUGUGACCCAAUCACUGGGUAAUAUCCACAAUGCGAAAAAAGAACUGCAAGGAGUCGAGAAGCUAGCCGGCAUUCAAAGUGAAAAGUUCAAAGCAUGGAACGCAACAUUUUCGGCUCAGUUGCAGGAAUUAAAGGACAAAAUAGCUCGGGCCAAGCACGCUGCCGAAGGUAUUCGAGUUUCUCUGGAGUCUCAACAAGAGUGUAUGCGAUCGUAUGAGCCAGUUUCGUACGGUCCUUCCACAACAAACCGAAUCCUUAUGUCGGUGGCUCUCAACUCGGACAACCAAAACUCUCCUCUAAUUUACAUUCAAGGAGAGGAGCGUCGCUUCAUGGCUCUGGAAAUGAGACAACGUAAAAUUCGUCUCAUUUGGAACUUGGGAGAAGAAGUUGUCACAAUAACUCAUCCCACCGAGAUUGCCCCCAGGGAUCCAAAAUACGACGAUGCCUGGUAUUUUAUAGAAGCCAACAGAACCUUCAAUUUGUGCAAUCUCAAUGUGCGCCGAAUGACACACAGUGGUGUGUUAGUUCACACCAAUGCAGUUUCGGGAGCUAGCAGUCCCAACUACUCAAAGCUCACCAUGGGCCCGAGCAGUCGAAUUUGGGUAGGGGGAGUUCCCCCGGAGCUGAGACCAGAAUCACAGGAGCUUCUGCCCACCAAGGGGUUAGGAGUAACUCUAAGCCAGCUGUACGUAGACCAGCGGCAGAUCGGUCUGUGGCACUUUACCUCAACCGAAGGCAACUGUGGUGGUGCCAUGUUGGGACCCCAGGAAAGUUCUAGCGCGACCAGUGAGCGGCACUUCAAUGGGGAUGGGUAUGCGGUUCUGCAGAAGUCCAACAGCCAUCGCAGUAAGAAUCAGUUCAGUUUGACGUUGAGCUUCAAAACGCUGGACGAGAAUGCGUUAAUUUUCUUGGCCCUGGAUGAAGUUAAUAACCGUUCCAUCUCGCUAACGCUCUACCAGGGCCGGCUGGUGUUCCGGGUGGACUACGGUAGCGAUUCGAAGCUGGAAAUCAACACCACCAACAAGUACAACAGCGGCCAGUGGGUCGUUGUGGAAGCGGCCCGUUCCUUCUCCAAAGGCAGUUCGGAAAAUGCCAUCCUGAAGGUGGACAGCCGCGAAGAGAUCCGCGGAGCCCCAACGAAGCCAAUCAACUCGGGAAUGUUGCCCAACUUGGGUAAUGAAUACUAUUUAGGGGGUGUGCCUCCAGGUUUUAAGUCCGGAACCACCAAAGCACCGGGAGCUGAUCACGCUUUCCUGGGUUGCUUAAAGGGAGUUCAAAUUACCGGGGUCUCUUAUGAUCCAUUGGAUAGCUCGAAGCACUUUGGAAUAGAGGGGUCUUGUGUGGACACGAUUAGUCGGGCUGGAUUCUAUGGAAAUGGCUACGUAGAAUUUGCAUCGCACAGUUUACGGAAGCAGUCUAACUUUGGGUUCGUUUUCCGAACGUUGGAGCCGAAUUGUUCUUUGUUGGUAGCCGGAUUCCCUUCGAGCUUGCAGAAUGAGUUUGAUUCCAAGGAUCUGCGAGGAAAUUAUUCCGUUUUCCUGUAUGAAGGUCGGUUGAAUCUCUGGGUGGACUCGGGAGCCGGGCGUAUUGAAAUCGAGUCUAACAACACACUGAAUGAUGGAGAAUAUCACGUGAUAAGUGUGGUCAAAACAGGUCGUCGAUUGGAGUUGCGAGUUGAUGAUGAAUCCCAGGGUACGAAGGCUCUGCCAAAGACUCAACCCUUGGUGAACUUGCCCGGUGAAGCUGGAGGUCUAUUUUUGGGAGGUCUUCCGGAUGACGUGGCUUUCGACAGUCUUUCGAAAUCGUUUGGAGGUUUGAAGGGCGUGAUCGCCAAUGUAGUGUUCAAUAAUAAGGUGAUCUCGUUUGAUCAAGCUCUGAGCUUUACAAAUGUUCAAAUGGGAAGAUCUGGCCCUAAUAUGGGUUCGAACAUCUUACAUACUGCGCUAAUGAAAACUGAGCCAAUUGGGAGAAGCUUCAAACCACCUCCAGAGGGAUGCAACAGAGUUGGAAGUUAUUCGUAUGAACCCAAUGCCUUCAAAUACGGCGACAAACCUCAGAGUCACUCGAUUGUAAACGUAGCUGCCCGUCAUCUUUGGCAAAGGAACUUCGACAUCCAGUUCGAUUUUCGAACGUUCUAUCCUAAUGGAGUGCUGUUUGUAGCACUGGGCUCGAAAGAGAAAGCAAAACACUACAUCACCCUGGCCCUCAAGGACGGCUCACUGAUUCUAACAGUUCGAGGCCGCAAACGAGAACAACUUGUGCUACCGGUCAAGCUGAACGACGGCCAGUGGCACCACGUGUCUCUCAGUAGUAUUCGCAAGAAGGCCACCCUAAGUGUCCAUACUGGAGCGCAUCCGGCUCACCUGGGUCAAGAUAGCCUAAGCUCGGCCCAAAUCAAACUACCAAAGAAGCUGAAUGCAUCCAACAAUCUGUUCGUGGGAGGCAUUCCGGAUGAAACGCUGCUGCCGAAGGAUUUGCAACCGAAGCCGGAGGAGUUCAAGGGAUGCCUGCGGAAGUUCUCGGUCAACAACAAUACCCAGGAUCUGGCUCGGCCGGGUCGGCACAUGAACGUGGGUCAAUGCUUCCCUCGGAUCGAACAGGGUUCCUACUUUCCGGGCGAUGCGUAUGCCAUCUAUAAACGCAACUUCAACAUCGGCAAAUUUAUGGACGUCGAUUUGCAGCUGAGAACUUCCGAGGUGAAUGGGAUCCUGAUGAGUGUGGCUGAUCCGAUCAACGGGUUUCCGGCGUUUUCACUUGAAAUAUCUAAUGGGAACGUCGUUCUCUCGAUAGACGUCGGCGAUGGUUACCCGAUAAGGGUCCAGAGUACCCUUCCGUCCAAAUUCACACUAUGUGACAACCGAUGGCACAAUGUUUCCGCGUUGUACGAAGAUCAUCAGAUAGUUCUAAGGGUGGACAACUAUCCUCCGAAUACGUUACUGGUUCAGUCGAACGAAGUCCUAAGGAGGGUGGCUACCAAAGCUCCACUCUACAUUGGAGGAUUGCCAGAUACGGCCUCCAGUGGAACUCUGCUGUUGCGGGAAAACUUCAAGGGAUGCAUCCGGAACGUGGUGAUACGAAAUGAGCGUAAAGAUUGGACCGAUAUGGACAACCUUCACAAUGUCCUGCUGAGUGAAUGCUUAGCCAUCAACUAGAUUUAUUUAGCUUCCCCUUCAAGACGAUCACUCACCCACAUUCGAAGCAUCGUGUAAAUAGUAGAUUCAUUUUUCUGUUUAUCAAAGAACACUAACCAAGAGCAUGUGAAUACGCUUAUUUAGAAGUCAGAAAACAGAAGAACUUAAAGAAGGUGCAAAAGUUCCUUCUCUGGAGCAUAACAUUGAGACAUACCAAAUAAUGUAUAAUUUUUCAAACGACCCCGAUAGAAAGCUGUAUGAGGCUUCAACUUUCAUGCUCUUUUUCAUAUACUAAAUCCUUUUGAGAUCAAUCAAUCGAUCAAAAGGUGUCCAAAACCACCGAAAGCGGCUACUGAAUCAAUUUUUUCAACUAAACUGUGUAAAAAUAGAUAUGACCAAAAUACUGCCGUGAUAUGCCGAAGCGACGUAAAUGUCAUUUUUAAUUUUCGCUAUUAGAGUUCACAUUUCGUUACAAAUCCCGGGGAAGGAGAAAAUGGGGAAAAAGAGAAAAACGCUCUUAUUGUCGAGAAUGGCAUUUACGUAACUUCGGCAUAUCACGCGAGAAUAGUCAAGAACAAAAAAGCUAGUAUUAAGUAUUUAUUCGAGUUGCUUAUCUCUGCGUCGAACCGGGCGCGGGACUUAAAACUGCCAAUUUGUUAACUUUGGAAACUUUUACUUAUACUAAAGUGAGGGCUGAUUGUUAGAAUCAGCUGGAAGAUUCCUACUGACCUAUUUAUAAAAGAAAACUUUUUGUAAGCUGUUUAAGUAAGAUAAACAAUUGAAAAAAACCUAUG